UGCAAGCUGUUCGACGCCUGAGGGCCUUCCCCUUCCAUGAUUAGCCAGGAUGACGGCGCACUAUUCGCGCAGUGCUACCACGAGGAGAUCAGCGACGCGCAACUGAACCUGUCGGUCCGGUCUAUUCCGGAGCUGAAACGUGCUGAGUCACGUGAAGAACUGGCAUCUGUUGGUCUUCUAAGCACUCUCGAGGACGACACCCGGCCAUCAUUUGUUGUCAGCAUAUCUUCCGGAAUUCCUCAAGAUGGCAUUCUGGAACUUGCGUACUUCAACUCUGCACUUGCAGUUGCACCGGCGUUGCUCGCAAAACUCAAGGGAGAUGAUGUCUCCAAGGCCAAAUUCGUGGACGAUCUCCAACCACGUGCGGCCUUUGCCCAGUGGAUCUGGGAUCAGGUGAAUGAUAUGGAUUCAGCUGUCAUAGGGGAUGCAUAUCUGUUCGCGGACCAUCUCUGGUGGGCAACGACCAUAGCAGGUGGGCGACAUCGCGUGGUCAGCGGCGUGUCAGCUGCUUUUCUGCGACAGGACGACGCCGGACACAAGAGCCCUCACAGCGAUGAUCGCAUCGACAUGGGAGAGCACAACAAACCCAAAGACAUGCCGCAAUACCUACCGGGCCGGCUGCCAGCUGCGCACGGUCGCAUUGACAUCCCUCAGGAGAUGGCUCCGGCAUCUAGCUUCGGUCCUUUCGACUAUACUCAAGACGCGCCAUGCCAAAACAUGCCCGACCAUGUCUUAUACUUUCGCAGUGUCGACUGGUCAUCCACCCCACUUGGUCCUAUGGCCUCGUGGUCACCUCAGUUACGAUGUGUUGUCAACAUGAUUUUGAACGACCAUCAUCACGCCGUGCUAUUUUGGGGAGAGGAGGCGACGAUGAUUUACAAUGAGGCGUAUAUCGAACUCAUCGGUGGAAUGCAUCCCUGCAUGGGCCAGAGCGCACCCGUCAUUGCCAAAGAAUACUGGCCACAUCUUGAGCCUCUAAUCCAGCUUAUCAAGUCUACCGGGAAGACGUUUUCAAAUGCCGACAUGCCGUUGUUCUUUGAUAGACACGGUUUCCUAGAAGAGGCUUUUUUCUCGUUCCAAUUUAUCCCCGUACUCGACGCUAGCGGGUGUGUGGCUGGCUACUACCAGCCUCUCGUUGAGACAACACGGAAUCAGAUGCUGGAGCGCAGGAUCACAAGUUUAGUGGAAAUAGGAAGCAGAACAGCAAAAGCUCGUAACCUCAAUACCUAUUGGGACUUGGUCAUUGACACUCUCGCAAUCAACGAUCGGGAUGCCCCGUUCGCUCUGUUGUACGCCGCUGAAGACUUUUCCGUUCAAACUAGGCCCUCCGUCUCAACGCCCGGGAUAUCAUCUGAGAUCGACAAAUUCGUACUCAAAGGCUCCAUUGGAGUGGAUGCCGGUCAUCCCAUAGCUCCACCUACGAUCGAUUUGCAGAACGACAGUUGUGUUUUCAAAUCACAUUUGAAGCGAUCUGUAAGAACUAUGACAACAGUCGUUGUGCAUUUCUCUGACAUGGAUCUACCGGAAGGACUACGAGACGGCAUCGAUUGGAAAGGAUUUGGCGACCCUUGUCGCUCUUUGCUCCUGUGUCCAAUCCAGCCUACCAACAGCGAGCAGGUCCAGGGCUUUUUGAUCCUUGGUGUGAACCCGCGCCGGCCUUUUGACGAGGACUACAAGCAGUUCAUUCAUGUCAUGCUUCGACUGUUGGCUACCUCGCUCGCUUCGGUUGUACUAUUUGACGAAGAGAUGCGCCAGAAAGAGAACGCUAUCGGUCAAGCAGCACACAUUCAGGAGCAACUAGCAGCAGAACUGCAUCUGAAAGAAAAGAAGUUCCAGCGGUACGCUGAUCAAUCCGACGUCGCCAUCUUUGUCAUAGAUUCGGUCGGAGCAUAUACCUAUCGUAACCAAAGCUGGUAUGACCUGUUUGAUGGCGCUACGGACGCCAAAGACGUGGCGGAUACAUGGGCUCGGAUAGUGUGGCCGGAAGAUAUCGCAUUCUGUGAAGAUUUGCUAUCUAAACUCGGCGUACAAAAAUCGCCUAUUUGUUUUGAGCUCAAGACAAGGAUGAGGUGGCAACCGCCAAAUGAUUCAGCAUCAGAGUCUGAUCCCCAAGUGCACUGGAAAUGGGUUCUCUGUUCCGCAUACCCAGAAUUGGAUGCGAAUUACGAGGUCAUCGAGAUGGUCGGGAACGUAACAGACAUAUCGAAACAGAAGUGGGCCGAAGACGUGCAGAGACGGAGGACUGAUAGUGCGCUUGAAUCUAAGAAGCAUCUGGAGCAUUUCAUAGACACUACCUCGCAUGAAAUGAGGAACCCGCUGUCGGCUAUCAUGCAGUGCGCAGACGGAAUCCUGACGUCGUACUCUGGAACCGAUGGCGACUUCGCGAUUCCGUCUCCUGUGACCUACGGAGCCCUGCUGGAACAGACGGUGGACGCCGCCCAGACUAUCGCGCAGUGUGCCCAGCACAUGAAACGUAUUGUAGACGACAUUCUUACCAUUUCCAAGCUCGAUUCUGGGCUUCUUAUCAUCACACCAAUUGACGCGCAGCCAGAGACAGUGGCGCAGCAUGCGGUCAAGAUGUUUGAGAGCGAAGCAAAGGUCGCUGAUGUGGAUCUGUCAUUCGAGGUCGAUGAUUCCUGCAGAACUCUAGGUAUCAAUUGGGUGAGCCUGGAUCCAACAAGGCUUCUACAAAUUCUUAUUAACCUCAUUACCAACGCACUCAAGUUCAGCCGUUUCGAACCAGAACCUCGCCGGAUCAAGGUCACAAUAUCGGCGUACGAACGAGAGCCCACGAAUGGCACAAAUGGUAUUCACUUUGAGCCAAAACUGGUCGAAGAUGACGCCCAUCUUGUAGAAGACUGGAGACAAGGGUCGCUGGUGUAUCUACAUUUCUCGGUGUCAGACACAGGUCGAGGCCUAACCGAAGACGAACGGAGCAACCUUUUCGCGCGCUUCUCACAAGCAUCACCACGCACGCACAUCCACUAUGGAGGCUCCGGCCUCGGCCUUUUCAUAAGCCGACGACUGACUGAAAUGCAAGGCGGUGCCAUUGGUCUAGCGAGCGAAUUCAACAAGGGCAGCACAUUUUCCUUCUACAUCAAAGCGCGAAGAGUAGCGUCAACCAAACUGAGGAGGUCCAGCAUCCCAACCAUGUUUCCCGAAGACAUGCGGCAUCGCGCCAGUACGCGCCGCGAAAUCUCAAAAAUGAACAGUCGCCCCGAGUCCCCCAUUAGCGAGAAGUCCCCAACACAUUCGAGGUGGCCUUCACGGGGUAGCAAGUUCCAGUCUCUGAAUGACGAGAAAUCGACAAAUUGGGGAACUCAGCAAAGGCCGCCUGCGGUGCAACGCCGGCAGUCCAUGAACCCUGAUAUACCCAACGAUGCCAUCGGCUUACCACCAGAGCCCGACCUCGCUGAGCUAAAGUGCAAACGAAGCGUACCCGAAGACCUGCACGUCCUCGUCGUAGAAGAUAACCUCGUCAACCAGAAAGUCCUCGCAAACCAGCUCCGAAAGUUAGGCUGCGUCGUCAGCGUCGCCAACCACGGCGGCGAAGCGCUCGACUUCCUCAAAACGACGAGUCUCUGGCGGGGCCUAAUUGUGCAAACAGGCGAUUCGCCUCUCGAGGAGCGCGACCCACCGCUCGAUCUCCAUCUCAUACUCAUGGACUGGGAGAUGCCUGUCAUGAAUGGACUGACUGCCGUGACGAAGAUACGGCAGUUCGAGCGCGGUGGGCAGUUGAGCGGACACAUACCCAUUAUAGGCGUUACGGCGAACGUGAGAGAGCAGCAGAUACAGGCGGCCAUGGAUGUUGGCAUGGACGAUUUUGUUAGCAAGCCUUUCAGGGUGUCGGAGCUUAUGGGGAGGAUGAGAGGGUUGGUGGAGGGUGUGGGGAGUGGGGAUGUGAGGUGGAAGGGAACUAUACCCGAGAAGGAUGAGGGCGAGGCGUAG
Paraphaeosphaeria sporulosa is the source of this 3948-nucleotide messenger RNA. RefSeq lists its product as uncharacterized. Bases 37 to 3948 code for a protein of 1303 amino acids. NCBI's taxonomy places the organism in Eukaryota, Fungi, Ascomycota, Dothideomycetes, Pleosporales, Didymosphaeriaceae. The transcript is spliced from 3 exons. Gene Ontology annotation, molecular function: phosphorelay sensor kinase activity. Gene Ontology annotation, biological process: phosphorelay signal transduction system; phosphorylation. The record is from RefSeq and is a predicted model, not a curated record.